AUGGAGAGCAUAGACAUUGUAUUCGAUAACCCGAAAUAUUACAAGCCGGGAGACCAAGUCUCUGGGAAUGUGAUCCUGAUAACAAGUGCAGAUAUAAAAGCUCAUCAUCUGAAAAUCCGAAUUCAUGGUGUGGCUAAGACAAAUUGGACAAAGUACAGCAAAAAUGAUAAUGUGACCUACGGAGCAAUUAUGGAUUACAUUAAAAUGGACACGAUUGUGUGGAGUGGUGAUAAUCAGAAUAAUAAGCUCCCAGCGGGUCCCCACGUGUUUCCAUUUUUGUUCCGAAUCCCAGCUAAUGCUCUGCCUAAUUAUGAAGGUCGGUACGGCCAUGUUCGGUACAAAAUCAGUGUUGAACUGGCUAGACCAUUGAAGUUUAGCAUAAAGAAAACAGCGAAUUUUAGAGUGGUUCCCAACGUUGAUAUUAGUCGUUUCUCACUCUCCAGCACAAAAGUCUCAAGAAGAGACGUUAAAGAUAUUGGAGCUUUCUUCAAAAAUGGACUAGUGACAUUGACGGUCACAAUUCCAAACAAACCAUAUAUUGUCGGCGAGAAUUUACCAAUUACUAUCAAUAUCGACAACGCCUCAACAAAACCUGCGAACUGUGUGCGUGUAGAGCUUCACCAACAUUCUCAUUUCACUGGAAGCACAUCUUGGAAACUCUCUGGGAGCAAUGAGUUAUGUCAGAAGAAUGAAAUGGAUACGGUUCUGGAAAAGAGGAAGAAGAUCGAAGUCCUUCCGAAAUCACGAGGAUUCGAAGAGCUGAGAAUCAAAAUACCGAGAGUUUCACAAACGUUUCAGAGCUCCAUCAUAACUGUUCAUUACUUCCUUUCCGUAAUGUUAGGCACCGAUACAUUGCUGAAUAACACAUUGCAUUGUGAAUUCCCAAUCAUCAUUAGUACCGUCCCAAUCACAUCUACACCUGUGACGCCCUUACGAUCUGCUAGAUCUGCUAGCCAGCCACCACCAUAUUCAGUUCUUCCACCAAUUCUUUCUAAUGUAGAAAGUUAUUACCAUCCUCCAACUUAUGAGGAAGCCUUAAUCGCUUAA
Messenger RNA from Caenorhabditis remanei, 1047 nucleotides. RefSeq lists its product as uncharacterized. The record is from RefSeq and is a predicted model, not a curated record. Gene Ontology annotation, cellular component: cytoplasm. The transcript is spliced from 5 exons. The coding region runs from base 1 to 1047 and encodes 348 amino acids. Lineage: Eukaryota; Metazoa; Nematoda; Chromadorea; Rhabditida; Rhabditidae. Gene Ontology annotation, biological process: protein transport.